This is a messenger RNA of Cyanistes caeruleus (blue tit), 1589 nucleotides long. RefSeq lists its product as uncharacterized. The record is from RefSeq and is a predicted model, not a curated record. NCBI's taxonomy places the organism in Eukaryota, Metazoa, Chordata, Aves, Passeriformes, Paridae.
GAAAUCACACAGCACUCGGGACUUGUUCCAGGCAUCAAAUUUUUAAUGGAUGAUGUGAAGUAACACCGAAGCAAUUCCUGUCCACAGAAAAAAAGAUUUCAAAUGGUUUUGUCUCAAGUACAAUCACUGGAGGUUGAAAAUUUCUGGGGCUGAAAGUUACAUGAGGUCCUCAACACUGAGCAAUCAAUAUCCCCACAGUCUAAACUGUGAAAUUACUACCUGGGCAAGGAGAACAUUUUCAGGAUUUGCAACUCAUCUCAAAGCCUCAGUAGAACUCAACCAGCAGAAUUCCCCUGAGAUGGCACUGUGUUCUGGAAGCCCUCAAAUACUCACUAAAACAGACUUGACUUUCACUAGGACAGCUGCUCAUGAAAAUCUGGGGUAAAACCUAUGGGCAGUGGCCAUGUGCACGCAUAUUCCUUCUUCCCACAGCAGGCACAAUCAAAUCCUCCUUUGAAUGGCCUCCAAGUUGAGCAGCACUCAUUGGCACAGCCUCUUCUCCCACAGACAGGCCAGCGAGCAACACGGCAGCGCCAGCCAGGUGGGCAAGGACAAGAGAGAGCAGAUGCCAACAAGGCUUGGAAGCUGGGCCAAGGGAGGUUUACGCUGGCCAUUGGGAAGAACUUGUGCCCAGCGUGGGCCAUUAGAUACUGCAAUGGCCUGACAGGGGCUGCUGGAGUCAUCAUUGUGGCACGGGUGCAAGGCAAGCCAGGCCGCAGCGCUCGGGCCCCGCUCUGCUGGCCAUGCUUGCCGCCAUGGCUCCCAGCUUGGACUCAACAUUCUCUCAGGGCUCUCUGCAGCCAGGGCGUUCUGUGCUUCUGUGACAUCACAGCCUCUGGGGACGGCACGCUGGCUGGCAACUGUCCCCAGCUGUUGCUGCGCCCCAGAGCCCAGGCACAGCUGCUCGCAGAGAGAUGCCCAGAGCCUCGGUGCUGCUGGCAGAGCACUAUGGCUGCUCACGGCUCCUCCGCGCUGCUGCAGCUUUACGUGCUGCUGCUCUUGGCUCAUCCCCUCGACCCUGUGAGCAAACCUGAGCGCAGCACGGGUGCCUCUCCUCUGCUUCUGGAGGAUUGCCAUCUGGACGAGUCGGACCCUGAGCGCAUCCGGUGGGCGGCCAGGACAUUCCUGCUCAUCGACCUGCUCAUCAUAGGAAUGGCCAUGGGAUGGUCUCUAGGAAAAAGAAUUCAGAGAUGCUGGCGAGAGCGGAAUCUCCAGAGCCCUUCGGGCCGUGCGGGGCCCCGCUGCCAUCGAAGACAGGGCUGUCCCACGGAGUUGAUGCAGCUGCUGAUGGACAACCGUGACCUGAUGCGGCUGCUCCUUCGCGACAGCCCUCAACCAACCACCAAGACGGCGGCAAAAGAGGGCAGUGACAGGAGACUCCGCACCUCCCCACAGCUCUGACCUCCAGCGUCGCGCUCCAUCUAAAGAACCUUAUGGGGAACGGGUGACCAGUGCCCAGCCCAGGCACUGCGACGUUCCCCACCUUACAAGUUAGCCACACCCCUGUUGUUGUUCGAUUCCCCACCACGUUUCCCCCAAGAAGUUGACCUUUCCCUUAGUGUUCAGUUCUAAACAGUUGAAGCAUUGAA